Centropristis striata (black sea bass) is the source of this 3177-nucleotide messenger RNA. RefSeq names its product ETAA1 activator of ATR kinase b (gene etaa1b). The transcript is spliced from 6 exons. Lineage: Eukaryota; Metazoa; Chordata; Actinopteri; Perciformes; Serranidae. Bases 186 to 2168 code for a protein of 660 amino acids. The record is from RefSeq and is a predicted model, not a curated record.
CAGCUAAUCAUGGCGGCUUGUUUGGAAUGAACGAGCAAAAGGCAGUCACGAAAACAUAAAGAAAUAAAGUAACAGCCUCUGUUUUCCAAGCCACGAAGCAUCCGCGAAGCAGUUAAAACAAUAAUGUCGAGCGGAAGUCGCGCUGUUGUUGCUGUUUCAGUGAAGGAUGACAGAGCCGAGGACACAUGUUGCUGCUGCAGAGUUCACUGAGCUGUGGAGCAGUGUGUCCACACUCAGACACAACAAAGUACAGGACAAGAAAACGCCCGGUACAACAACAUCAACAACUUCAGCCAUGUGUAACGGUGAGGCUGCGGAUCUGUUUAGAUCUGCAGAGUCCUCAGCGCAGAGGCUGCAGCAGAUACCCCGGCUUGAAUAAUGGGGAUUCUCCAGGUGAUGUGGAACCAUCACAGGACAUCUUCUGGGAUUCCACAUCGCCCACAGCAGAUACAGGGCUGGGGCUCAGGAACACUAGAGUAGUGGAAAUAUCAGAUAUUGUAAACCGUAUUGCUCCAAAGGAUGUGAAACUGAAGAGGACUGAAUCUCCUCUGCUGCAGUGGAUAGGUGACAGCGCCGUCCCUUGCACACCGGAUGUUCCAAAGCCAAGAUUCAAGAAGAGGUCCUCUCGGCAGAGCAGUGUGGAGGACCUCAUGAAACUGGCCAGGCAGUUUGACGAGAAUAUGCAGCAAGACAGGGAGACUUCGAAACAGCUUAACACUGUCAACAAUAACCUCAAUGAAUGUGUAAACACUUCUAAAAUAAAACUGCCAGAGACAUCAUCCCCUAGCAAUGUGAAGGACCUGAAGUGUCCAUCCUCAGCGGAUAAGGUGGAGGCAGAGCUGCACGCCCUGUUUGACUGCUCCACUCAGAGGUUCAGCGGCCGGCUCAGCCAGGGCUCCUCAGCUUCUGCCCAUUCACAGGAAAUAAAACACCAACCUCUGACUUCAACUUCAGCUGAACCCCGACAACCAGAGCUCAAGUCAGCUGACAGGUCUGGCACAGCUGCACGUCCUGAUGAAGACAGAGGCUCUUGUGGUUUUAGUGCAAACAAUUGUGACGACUUUGAUGACGACUGGGAGAAUGAUGACCUACUUAAUGACUCUGUUUUGCUGGCGAUGACCCAGAAUCCUGACCAGCAGCAUGACACCAACGUUAAAACCACCAUGCAGUCUAACAGUAAGACAAACACUAUCAAGUCCACCUCUGUUUGCAAGCCCACUGCAAGCACAAACUCUGCACAUCAGCCAUCAAACCUGCACUCAAAGACAAGCUGCAGUGCACUCCAGGAAUUGUGUCCCAAGCCAAAGACUAGCAACCGAAGCACUUUCAAGUUACAGCCCAACCCUCACUUUCAGCCCAAGACGGCUGCCAAGGUGAUUUCCAAGACCAGCUUCACUGUUAUACAGCCACAAUCCAAGUUGUCUGACCAGAAAUCUGCCACCACAAAGACACUGUCUAUUCCUAUUCCUGACAAGAACACUAAUGAUGAGAAGGGGACUGAUGUAGCUGCAGAGUCUGUUAAAGGCAUUUCAGACAGCUUAUGGGAUGAUGGGGACGAUGACGAGCUGCUCUACCAGGUAUGUGACAGCGUCGAGAGGAUCUCCAACAGUCAACCGCAGCUAGUGAGCCCCAACACCUGCCAAGAAAAACAAGAUAUCACUGGAGAUGGACAGCGAAAAACCCCUGCGCCUCUGCCAAUCGACACGUCCCGAUUCACGAUCGCUGGUGCCAGCGCUAAUAGACAGUCGCCAUGUGCUUUUGUCCGUUCUAACUCAUUACCGGAGACUAGCAGUGGAACUUUGAACUACCAAGGAUGGAAUAUUCCCAUGAAUGGUGCCAGCAACAAAUCACAGAUGUCUCACAGCCUCCCAGGAAGCCAUGUGAGUCUGGGCACAUUCAACCAGUGCAAGGAUUCCUCUGGAACUUUCCAGGCCGGGAAUAGCAGUGUGGAUGUGAAGCCGCAUACAGUGACAGCCCGGGCACCGCAGAACUCCAAGUCCCAUCACACAGCCUUCAAGAGAAAUGUGUCUGACUCAGCAGCUAUAUGCAACAAAGUUUUUGUCACAAACCAGAUGACGUUGAAGUGCUCUGCAGCUGAGAUUGAGAGGAAGAAGCAGGAGGCCUUGGCGAGGAGGCGACAGCGAAUGCAAAAAGCCCCAAAACCAUAGAGGAGCUCUGUUCUGACUGAAGAAAUAUUAAUAUACUGCAAUGAGUUUUUACAAAACUCUUCAUUACAUUCCAGUUCAGCCACUUUCUUUUCAAGAAGUUCCCGAUGAUAACAUCUAAGAUGAUAUCAUGUUAGUGUUAAUAGUUCAGUAUUAAAGAUUUAUAACCGAAAGGACUUGGUGUCCAUUAAAAAGAAGUGAUUGUCUGUUGAAGAGCUGCUGGACGUUUAUGAGAAGUGAGUUUUUUUGCACAGAUAGAUGCAAGUCAUAAUAGAUAAGAGAUUUUCUUGAGCUUUUACACAUACUGACUGAAUAAAUAGUUUACAUCUACUGAACUUGAAAUACUUCUAAAUGCUGAAUAACACAAUGUUCUGUUCAGCUGGCUGCACAUAUUUUGGAUUUAAAAACUUCCUUUGCUGAUGUUUGUCUUUGUUUAAAAGUAAUAAAUAAUUUCAUUCCUUCUCGAACUCUAAUACUAACACACAUUAAAACACUGACAGGCAUUAAAACACAGUGUGCAUGUUUUUGAUUAUGUGCCUGCAACUGCUCUUGAUGCAUACUUAAAAUAUUCAUCAGUUUUCGUAACUUUGUAAUCAAAAGAGCAUUGCUUUAAUCUAAGUAAACGAAGACAGCAUCGUAAUAACUUUUCUUUGGGGCCAAACUACAAAUAAGAAAAGAACAUGUCUAUUAUAGAUAGCAGAUUUUGUUCUGGGAAUAUUUUUUGUUUGUUUUCUUUUCCUCUACAUUUUGCCUGUGUCACACUUUUCAUUCAUUUAGUUUUGCACAGAAUUAAGUGUCAUACUGUAAAAAGAUGUUUGUGACCUCUUAGUGCCUUAGUAUGCUGCAACAACUUGAUUCCAGCCGCUGUGACUUCACAACAACAUGAUGGCAGUUCUUCUAAUUAUCUGUCAUGAUGUUUAUGGUCUUUAUGAACACUUGUACUGUUACCAUUUUCUAUUCUUUUGCUACUUGUCAAACCCAAAACAAAGGAAUAAACAUUAGAGACUGAAUA